Rattus norvegicus (Norway rat) is the source of this 4073-nucleotide messenger RNA. The record is from RefSeq and is a predicted model, not a curated record. Lineage: Eukaryota; Metazoa; Chordata; Mammalia; Rodentia; Muridae.
UUAGGAGGUCCACCCACUUUUGGGGCUUGCUUAAACUGCAAACUCCAAGUGUGGGGAGCGGGUACUUGUGGAUGAUUUCUGUGCCAUGGAAAGUUUAUCAGGAUGCAAGAGUCAUUUAAUCAUCUGACAUCCUCAAGCAAUCCCCUCUUGCUCUCAGCUGUCUGUCUGUCUGUCUGUCUUAAACCUUCUUUUUCUGCAUCCUUAAACCGCCCCACGCCCCUUCUUCCACCUCCAAAGUCCCUUUACUUUCAAUAAAGUUAUCAGUUUUAUGUAAAAUUGUGCUGCGGAAGUGCAGUUUUAAGCCUCUGACCGCGAAAACUGCUUGGAGCUCAUUAAGUCCUAAAAAAAAAUCAAAACAAAAAACAAAACAAAAAAACAAAACAACAACAACAAAAACUCAGGAAAACUGGCCGUUUUUGUAAUCCUCGAGGUACUGAAAACCAAGGGCAGACAAUCGAAAGUUGAAAUUACCCUCUUUUUGAUUUACAAGCUAUCCUCCCCUUUCCGAGUUUCCUCCGCGGUUAGCUUCUAGUUCCCAUCAGCCAAAGGCAGGGGAGUGGCCAGCUGUUUCUUCACACUCCCGCCCUCUUCUCUGCAGUUGCUCUGCCCAGAGGGUCCACGCCAGAGCGCAUCCCGCCCAGCAUAGAAGCCCUUCCACGUCCACCACCAGCAACAACAACAGCCUCCUGCAGUGGCCACUGCCAGCCUGAGCUCUCGGCUGCCAGACAGCGUGUAUCUUUUCAGCUGUUGGUGCUCAGGAACCACAGUGUCAACAUGGUGAGUUCGAGUGGCUUACUCACUAAAGUAAGAGAGCCAGUGGUGCCGAAGAGCAUUGCCGUGACUCUGUCCAUCAAUGAUUUUGUGGCUGGUGUGUCUGCAACCCUAAACUAUAAGAAUGAAGAGAAAACCCCCUUAGAGACCUUCUUUGUGUUCCCCAUGGAUGAAGAUUCUGCUGUCUACAGCUUUGAGGCCUGUGUGGAUGGAAAGAAAAUUGUGGCAGAGUUGGAGGACAAGUAUCAGCCCCACAAAAGGUAUGAAGAGGCUUUCUCUGGGGGAUUUCAGCCUUACUUAUUGGAAGAAGACAAGUGUUCCAGGGAUGUCUUCUGUUGUAAUGUGGGGAACCUGCAGCCAGGGUCAAAAGUGUCACUGACACUGAGAUAUGUGCAAGAACUUCCCUUGGAAGAUGAUGGGGCCCUGCGCUAUGUGCUCCCAGCCAUCCUGAAUCCUAGAUACCAUCUCUCUGAUCAAUGUGUGGACAGUUGCCUGGAUAUGAAGACCCCGAUAGUUCCCUUGGAAGAAUUGCCCUACACACUCAGCAUGGUUGCCAACAUCAGCUCCAAGCUUGGUAUCAGUACAAUCCAAUCCAACUGUCCCUUGAAUCCCAUUGAGUACACUGGAGAUAACAAGACCUCAGCUCAGGUUUCCUUGGCUGACGGACACAAGUUUGACCGAGAUGUGGAACUCCUUAUUUUCUAUAGAAAGGUGCACAGCCCCAGUGUAGCUGUGGAGAUGGGAAUGCCUGAAAAGCCAUCAGAUAGUUUAAUGGGAGCACCUUCUGCAAUGGUGAGUUUCUACCCAGAUAUCCCAGAAGUGGAGACCACAACAAAAUGUGGAGAAUUUGUGUUCCUUAUGGACUGUUCAAAAAGCAUGAAUAACCCCAUGAGUUCCAAGAACAAGUCUCAGCUGAGAAUAGAUGCUGCCAAGGAAACACUGAUUCUGCUACUGAAGAGUUUGCCCAUGGGCUGCUAUUUCAACAUCUAUGGAUUUGGAGCCACCCAUGAGGAGUUCUUUCCAAUCAGUGUGAAGUAUUCUCAGGAAACCAUGGAGAUGGCAGUGGCAAAAGUAAAGCUUUUGCUCGCUGAUCUAGGAGGGACUGAACUUUUAACACCACUACGGAAAAUUGUGAGGAAACCCCCAAUCCCAGGGCAUCCCUUACAGAUCUUUGUCUUCACAGAUGGAGAAAUUGUUGAAAGUUUUAGUGUAAUCAGAGAAGUUAAGUUCCGGAGCAGAAAAUACAGAUGUUUCACCUUUGGCAUUGGAGAAGGAGCCUCCACUAGUUUAAUCAAAAGCCUUGCCCUGUUGUCAGGGGGCACUGCAGAGUUUAUCACAGGCAAUGACAGGAUGCAGUCCAAGGCCCUUAGAUCCCUGAGGCGUUCUCUACAGUCUGUAGUAGAGGAUGUCACUCUGAGCUGGAAUUUGCCUCCGGAAAUGUUUGCACCUGUGCUAGCUCCAGAACAAACUUCUAUCUUUCGGGGUCAAAAGAUAAUCAUCUACAGCUUAUUUAUUGGAAAAAUACCACAAGAAGAGGCAACUGGUGAAGUGUGUCUCUCAUAUAAGCUUCAUGGCAAAAGUUAUGAAGAAAAAAUGACAUUUUCUCUACAGCCAAAGUCUGAUGACAACUUCACCAUUCAUCGUCUUGCUGCAAAGUCCAUGAUUCAGUCCAAAGACUUUGGCUUCAAGGAGACAGCAGCAAUGUAUAGAAGAGAUGUGUUGGACAUCAGCCUAGACUCUGGAAUCAUAAGCUCCUUCACAGCCUUUGUUGCCAUCAACAAGGAGCUCAAUGAGCCAAUCCAGGGGCCCCUGCUUCAUAGGGAUAUUCUAAGGCCAAUUCUCAUGGAUGGACGUAAUAGAAGGACCUCUGAUGCUUACAGCAAAAUUGUAUUUUGCCCCAGUGUUGUUCCUGUAAAUCAUCUUCCAAAGUGGUUGCGCAAAAAACACCAUCCAAAUGGCACACCGCAAGAGCCUCAGAAGUGCUAUCGGGUGAAAUGUGUGAUUCCUACAGAUACUCGCCCUGAGUUGUCCCACCUGGCUAAAUAUGACAGUUCCCCACAAGGGAAUAAAGAGCAUAGUAUUGCACAGCUGAUAAAUCUCCAGAAUGCAGAUGGCUCCUGGGAUAUGAAUGAAGAUUUAGUUAAGAUUCUAGGUACUAGUUUGGAAGACAUGACGGCUGCACGCCCUAGUGAGGUAUUAGAACCUUCGGCUUGGGCUACAAUGCUAGCUGUGCUUUGGCUACAUGAGAAUGGCAAGGAAUUGAAGGAGGAGUGGGAGCUUCUGGAAAGAAAGGCUGUGGUUUGGCUUCACAAAAAUGCAGUCGAAGGUUUCACCAAGGCCAUGGAUACUGCCAACAAGUUCUUGAAGACAUCAUUGAGUCCCUCCAUCUUCAAUUUAUGAGAGUGGUGCCUGGGAGAAGGGCAUUCUUUCCUGCCUCCUAUCACAUCCUUCACCUUGUCCGUUAAGAUAGAUUUGUGUCUUGGGUACCUUACGACCUGUAUCAUACUAUAAAAGUAAAGGAUGAGCACAUGGCUUUGGCUAUCUAUUGUAGGUCCCACUGGUUACAACCUUGGGUGUCUGUGUAUCCCCUAAGACAAGUGCUGGUAGAUAUAGAAACUGUUUCCUAUCUUCGAGUAGUAUAGAACAUUUGCAUGUAGUGAUGUUUCUCCUAAGUUUCAAAAACAUAUUUCACUCCAGUCUAAGGACUAAGAAUCCCUGCAUCAAAUAAUUGUCUUCAUUGUCCUUUUGGUACACACCUUUCAUUUUAUAUGCUUGUCAUUAUAUACAUUACAUUCUCAGAUACAAUUUGAAUGUUUCCAUUCUUGGAGGAAGUUGGAUAUAAACUGAAAGCCAACUUCAGAGUCAACGUAACUUCAAGAUCACAGAGAAUCAAGGUUUCAUUUUGUUCACUGCUUCUGUUGGGAACAUUCUUGGUGUACUCUAUGUGGCCACUGUCAGUCUAUACUCCAUACUUUUUUCUUUCUCCUGCCUAAAUGAUUUGAUAUGAGUCAUACCUAUCAACAGAUGUCUGUCCUUAACCAUUAAUCAUUCUGUAGGAGGUUAAUAAUGAGUUGUUUAGACCUAGCAUUAAUCCAUUAAGCCCAUGAGUUUGGUUAUGGCCUGGUUUACUCAGAAUUAAUGUAAGUUUUGCUGAGAGUUGAGUAUGUUUCGUUUUUCGUCCCAUAAAGAAUCAGGUUCCCAAAUCACUCUGACCAUUGCUUUUCACAUACCCUAUCAUAUUAAAUGAUCCCAUUCCUCCAGAUUGCUGUUAUACCAAUAUUAAAAUUAAUAUUCUACUAUGA